AUGAUUUAUCUAACGUAUUUAAGUAGCAAUGAGUUUAAUUUUAAACCAAAUGAUGUUGAAUCUAUGUUGAAGAUUGAUAAUAAACAGGCAUUUUUUUUAAACAACUCGUGUACCCUCAACAGCUUGGUGUAUAAAAGAAAGACAUAUGAAGAGAAGUAUAUAGAAAAUGAUGUUCUACAUGGAGAUACUAAAAAGGAUUUAUGUUGUGUACAAAAAAGAAAAAAUACGUUGAUAAUGCAAAACAAUCAAAAUCAGAAUUAUAACGGGGAUAAUAAUAUACUAACAAAAAGAAAUAAACACACAAUAGAUCUUCAUUACAAUAAUGAAAAUAUUUUUUUUACAUCCAUUCACAAGUUCAACCCUUUCAGAGUAUUAUUACGAAAAAGUGUACUUAAUAAAAGUAUAAGAAAAAUAAGGGGAAAAAAAAACAUAAAAAAUAAGGUUAAAAAAUCAAAGAAGAAACAUCAUAUAUUAUCCAAUAAAAAGAGUUUUAAAGAAAAAAUAAUUAUAAAUAUAGAGAAAUAUUAUAAACUGCUUCGCAUCAGUUAUUUGAAGGGUAGGAAAAAUGGAUUUGUAAAACCUAAUAAAAUAAAAAAUGAGAUACAACACUUUGAGAAAAAAAUUUUCUUGAACACCGUUGAAAAUUUAUUAAACUUACAAGAUAGUACAACAAAUCCCAAGUUAGUUCAUGAAAACAAUUUAAAAUUUUGUAUAGACACCAUAAAACGUAACAGAGAACAAAAGUAUGUGUAUCAAAUAAAAAAGCACAUGACAAUAAGAAAUAAAAAAUACAUUAUAAACAAGGUAGACAUAGCAAAAAAUUAUGCACGAUAUGUCACUUCAUAUGCUAUAUACAAAAAUUAUAACAUAAUAUGGGGAAAAAAGAAAAAAAGGAGAAAAUUAAAUAUUAUCAGUAAAAAAGAGAUAAUCAAAAUGGAAUAUUUUAAAUUUAAAAGAAAAAAAAAAAUAAAUCAAUCAAAAUUUUUAAGUGAAAAAAGACUAAUUGUGUCCAAAGAAACCGAAAUGAGAAUUUUACUUAGAAAAAUAAAUAGCACUAAUAGUAAUAUACUUCAGAGACCCACGAAUGAACCAUCUAUUUUAGUAUAUACACUUGUUACGAGCGAGUAUAAUGUAGACAUGAGUAAUUAUACUAACAGCACAGAUCUUUCAGAGGGAAACAUAAAACGGUAUGAUUAUUUUCAUAAAUUCUUCCUUCUGAAGUGUCACGUUGAGACUACGAGUUGUAGCGCUGAGUUAAGAACUAUUCUUAAUUUAAACAAAAAGAACAAAAUGAUAAUAAAUAAUAAUAAUAUCAAUUAUAAUAAAAACAAUAAUAUUAAAAAAGGAAAAUCAGCAAAGAUCUCAAAAGAGAUAAACUUUCCAUACCACGUGAGAAGCAUCUCUUCAGAAAUAAAUAUUAAAAGAUGUUUUUCGUUAUUAGCAGCUUCAUUAUAUCUGAUUGUAAUAUAUACGGCACAAUGCAACAUAAUUCUAAUUCCAAAAUUUUUGAGCACCUUAUACAGUACCUUACAUCAAAUUGAAAUUAGAAAAGAAGUGUGUAUUCAAUAUUAUUUAAAAAAAUACAUCAAUAAGUGUUCACAAAAUAUUGUUUACUGUGAACUUCUCCUAGAACUUUCAUUAACAAAGGACUGUCACUUUAUAUUAAAAAUGAAAGUAUUGUAUAAUUAUUAUAGUAUAGUUCAUCAGACGUCGUUACUAUUUAUGCUAAAUUUCGUUCAAAAUUAUAUUACAGAAAUUGAUCAAUCUUAUCUAAUGAAAGAAAUAUCCACAGUCAAUAGCAUUAAAAGCUCAUGUCCAAUGAGAAUCAAACUAUUCGUCUCAAAACAUUUAUGUUUCCGAAGAAGCAAAAUUAUUUUUACACAUUAUAAUGAUAUCAUCAAAUAUUGCAUUUAUUUUCUUAAUUACUGUGAAUUUUCUAUUAUUUUUCUUUUGAAAAAGAAAACACUUUUAUUAAAUAAUCAAGAAAAAAAAGUGUUAUUAUGUUUCAUUUUUAAAGGCACUCAGUGGGUUAUUAAAAAUAGGACAAGAUAUAUUUUUUUGAACGGGUGUAAUAAAGUGUAUAAUAAUCAAGAAGAAUAUUACAAAAAUGAUUUUAUAAAAUGGUUGCUUAGUUUGAAGUGGAAAAGUAAUAAAUAUAAAAUGGGGUUCAAUUCAUUAACACAUUUAAAAAAUUACAGUAAUAAAAAAGAGAAUGAAGGUGAAUUACAUGAAUGCAUGAAUGCAAAAAAAAUUAUCGAGCACUAUCGGAAUAAUUCAUAUAUAUCCUCCAACGGAAGUAUUACAUUAAACAUUGCAUUUAAGAAACUACUAAUAUAUAUUUGCAAUUAUUUUACCAUUUCAAAUGACCAGAGAAUAAAAAGCAAAAAUGCGUACCAAUACGUAUCUCACUUGAAUAAACACAACACUGAUACACCAAAAUUGCAUAGAAAUACCUUACAUUUAAUAGUUCUCCAUCUCUUAACUGAUUCUAUCAAACGAAAUUUUAUCAUAAACUCAUUUCCUCAAGAUAGCAAUGGGUACAUUUGUCAUGAGUAUCCCAAAUUCUCUGAAUAUAGCGCAACCAAUAGUAUCUUUACAAGAAUAAGUAGCAGUUUCAAUAAUUCAAACUCAAAAAACGAGACAAAGGAAACUGUAAACAGAACAAUCUACAUCUUAAAUGAAGAAAAAAAAGAAAUAGUUUACAAUUCCAAUUAUGCACAUAAAAAUGAAGCAGGAAAAAAUGGAUCAAACGCAAUUGUUCAUACAAAAAGGAAUAAAGCGAAGGAUUUUCAUCGUGUGCUGAUACACAAGUUAAUAAAUAGAGAUCCAAAUAAUUUUAAAUUCAAAAUGGUAGAAAUAACUAUCUCCAAGUGUCAAAACCAAGAUAAACAUCACAAGUAUGACAAUAGGAGUUGUGAAGGAAACUAUAACAAACGUAGAAGUGAGAAACACAGAAGAAAAAUAAAUAAAAAGAACUUAUACACACAUAAAAAGUACAACAUAAAAAGAAUAAGCUGCCUCAAAUUUUACAACCACGUAACCACGAAUACGAAUCUCAUGAAAAAGAAAAUGAAAUGCUUCUAUAAAUAUAUACAUGUAAUAUUUAACAAUUGUAAAAAGAAUAAUUGCAUUAAUCAGUAUUUUACCAAAGAAAGCUUUAUUUCUUCCCUUUUGUACAAAAAUCAGGAGAACAAAAUAAAGAACCAGCAGACAAACCCAUUAACAUUUAGCAAGAAACCGGAAAACUUGUGCAAUGAGACAAAUUAUUAUUUUGAACAAAAUUCACACUUUUGUGUCGAAUGUGAAAGAAAUAAUAAUCAUGUGAUUAAUACAAAUUUAAAUAGUUUACAAAAUUUAGAGGAUACCUACCUUGAAAACAUUAAAAAUUAUAAAACAUAUGAUGCACAUGCUGAAUUAGACUAUAUCAAUUUUGCUAUAGGGAACAUAAUAUUCCCCAAAAAAUAUGCAUGCACGAAAGGUUAUAAAGCAUAUGGUCUUUGUAAUAAACAAAAUGGAUACAUUUAUGAUUAUUCCCUUAUGAAAAAAUGUGCUAAUAGGAUUAAAUUACCUAAUUUUCGAGAGUACUAUAAGUACUACAAAAAACACUUCCAAAAAUAUCGCUAUAUUUUACAUCAUAAUAUGAUGAACUAUAUGAAGUACCACAUCAGGGGACAUCAAUCAUUAAGGAAAACAGAAAUGAACAAUAUCAUAUGCACAAAAAAGCAUAUACACAAGAUUCGAAAUUAUCAUAACAGGAUAAGUUCCGGAACUCAUAAAAAUCAUAGCAACAGAAGCGUUAGAGCCCGAAACGAUAGCAACUGCAACACUAAAGGCCACCUCAAUGGCAGCAGUUUUGGAGGGGAAAAAAAUCACAUCUUCCUCGAUGAUGUUACAAAAAUUGUUAAAAUGAUCCAACGUUCACAAGAAGAAGAAAACAAUAUCGGCUACUAUUUCCAUACCUUUCGUAGCAAUGAGAAAAUCUCUUCUAAUGCAAAUAACACAGUUAAUAAAAUUAACGAAGCAAAUGAUAUUUAUAUUAGCAGUAAAAGUUAUAAAGAUAAAGGCAUACUCAAAAGCUGUAAUAUUUCCAACCUUGUCAAUGCAACACAUCUUGACAAUUUUAUUAAACACGAGAAAAAUUGUAACAAAUUUCAAAAUAUAUUUAUGAAAGAAAAUGUAGAUUAUCACACUAACAUAUUUAGACAUUCAUUUAAGAGUACUCAAAUUAUAGAAAAAUAUUUGAACACAUAUAAUAUAAAAGGAAAAAACACACUUAACAGAUGCAGAAAUGGAUCUAACAUUGCAGAAUAUUAUCCAACGAAUAAUGUUACAAACGAUCAAAUAGACAGAGUUGUGCUCAUACAAAAUUGCAACAAUGAUGAACUGAAUACGAUAAGUCACCUUUUUAAAAAUUAUAGUAGUAUUAGUACUUAUAAAAAUUGCAACGACUUGAAAAAAAUUCUAAAUCACUGCAUUAUCGAGGGGAUCAGAAACAAUGCUAACGAGAAUGAAAGCACGGAAAAUCAAAGUAACAUCGAAGGAAGCAAUGACAAACGAUGCGACAAGGGAAAUAAGGAGGGAAGCAAAAAUAGCGAUGCCAAAAAUAGUGGAAGAAAUAACAACAACAGCAAAACUAAUAAUAGGAGAACGGGUAAGGAAAACAAUAGCCCCACUAACUGCAGAAAUAGAGGAGGUAAUAAAAGUGCUAACAGCAAUAAUGAUGAUAACGAACAGGAAGGAAAUGACAGAAACAGAAGAAGCUGCAAUAAAAAAAACACUUGCAAUACUGACAAAAAGAAAAAGAGCAAGAGAAAAAGAGGAAACAAAUUUAUCAAUUAUAAGCAUAAAAAUAUUAAAAAGAAAAGUGUACAUACAAGUGUACAUAAUUCUAAACAUACUAAAUGUAAAGAGGGAAAAAAUAUCAAAUUAAUCAAAUGCAAAGAACAAAAAAAGAAAAAAGGGAAAGAAAUUAGCAAAAACGUCAAAGAUACAAACAACCUAAUGAACGCAGAUAGUAGCAAUAUCAAAAAAGAAAAAUUGAUUAAUAAGAAAAUCUUUAAUUCCAAAAAUGCAAAAAGAGAUGAAGAAUUUAAAACGGAAAAAUUGCUUAAUUGUUGCGAUUCAUUAAAACGUCACUUAAUCUUUUUGAAAAACUUAGACUAUGACAUAAAAUUCGGAAAUGUGUAUGUAAAAUUAAAAAAAAAAUUGAGUUCACAAAACAAAUGCCAAUUUGAUGUAUACGAAGCAGAAAUUGUAGCCAUUGAUAAUAUCACUAAUUUCUUUUAUUCCAAUAUUCAAAUUUUUCAAAAUUUUUACAAUUUACUUAAAAGAAGUAUAAACAGUUAUGAUUUUCUCAAGACACAUAUGAAUAAUUAUAAUUCCUUAUCAGACCUGGACAUUAAUGACAGCAAUAUAUAUGACUUUAUGAAACAUACCCAAGAUUGUAAUUUAAUCAUUAAAUAUUUAAUGAGUACCAUAAAUAUUCAAAAACAAGAUAAUAAAAGCAGUUCAAUAAAUUCAAAAUGUCUAACUCCUAGAAAGAGAAGCUUUUUGUCACAUCUUAACUUACCACAAACUAACAUCGCUGAAUCGAUAAGUGAAAAACAGUUAAGUACGACCCAAGUAGAAAUAUCACAAAACGUACAAAUUAAUAACAGUUUGAGCAAUGAUCAAGGAAAUACAAACAACAAGAGAAGAAAAAAUAAAACGAACUACAUAAUUAAGAGCAAUAAUAGAAAAAAUAUUAAUACCAGGGAUUCUUCUCCGUAUGAUAGAUACACAUCUAGAAUAAUUAACAUAAACAAAAAUGUGAAUUGUUCUAUGAAGUCAGUAGACACAAAUAUGGAGAAUAGAAACAGUGCUACAACACCAAAUAAUCAGACCUAUAACACAUCUGACAUACAUUUGAAUUUCACACGAAGAGAUACAAAUGAUAUACAUUCUAGUUUAUUAAAUAACAAUAUUAUUAGUGAAAGUUCUUCUGUAAUAAAAAAAGAUAGAGAACUUUUUCUUAGUUCUAAAGAUACCAAUAACUAUGUUACAGGAGGAAAUGUGAUUAUUCUUACAAAUUCAAAUAAUACACAAAAUUUAAAUCAGAGCGAUCGAAAAGGUAACUUUAAAAAUGUGCACACGAAUAUUUGCAACCACUAUAUGAAUAACGUUAACGAUUACAAUUACAAUGGUCCUAGCACUUGCCAUCCAAACUGUCCACAAAAUUUUUCGCAAAAUGAACAACACAAGUGCCCCCGCACAUCCAGCCAAAGCACACUGAACAACAUCGUAUUUUAUAAUAAGGCACUAUUAAAUGAUCAAAUACUUACAAAAAAUCUAAUUGACGCAAUAAAAAAAAUAAAUUUCCUAAAGCAGUUUGGUUAUAAAUCCUUAUAUGACGUAUUAAAAGAUCAGUGUAGAAAAUAUUAUUUAGAAAAAAUGAACAUGGAAACAAACACAUUAUAUAAUAUAAUAAAGCACAUAAUUAGCUACAACUACAUUAAUGAUGCUAUAAACGACCCUAUUACAAUUUAUCACAAUUCUGUUAAAAAUAUAACAACCAAUAAGUUCGCUAUAAAAAUAUUAAAUAUAAACACAUGUGGCUUGUAUAAAUUAAAGUACAAAAUACACAGUCUAUUAUCAGAAGGAAAACAAUUGAAGAAUGUUAACGUCGAAAUUGAAAAUUAUGUUCAGAAAAAAUAUCAAGCGGAGGAACACCUAGGAAAUUUUCAAUUCCAUAAUGUGAACAAUAUUCAUCAAAAUAUAAAUGAUGCAUAUAAUGACAGUCAUUUAAACCAAAACAUUACGAACCAUGAUUUAUCAAAUAACCAAUUCAUAGAAACUUAUAAAAAAGUACACAUGCAAAAAUACGCAAUCACAAAUAAAGACCUUGAUUUAUGUAAAUCGAAACAUAAACAUCUCAAUUUCUCCCAAUCUACAGAUGUAAAUCACGAUUUGUACCUAUCAGAAAUAUUCAGUAUUAGAAAUUUAAUGAACUACACUUUGUCUCCAAAUAAUGAUACACAAAAAUGUUACAAUGAGCACCUUCUCAGCUGUAAUCUCAAUGUCGAAGAUCACAAAACAAAUGAACACAAAAACAACAGUGAAAGUAAUGCUCUAAGAAGCAGUACUAAUAAUUCUAAGCAAAACUUCACAAAACGUAACAAGCUCACUUGCGAAAUAAAUCAGCAGAAAAGUGAAGAUGUUUUAUCAAAUGUAUCCAAUAGCAGUGCCUACCCAUUUAUAUGUAAAUAUUGCUUAAACAUUUUUUUUGAAGAAAAUGUAAUGUUAUCACAUUACUGGAAUCAAAACAUUUUAAACAAACCUGUUUUCAACAUACACUGUGAACAAUUAAAUGAAGAUUAUCAAGACGAGGGAUAUAAUAAUGUUAAAAAAAAAAAAAUGAUGUCUCAAAAUGUACACAUUUCUGGUGAUCCGCAUAUAUCCAAAAAUACUGAACAUGUAAAGGAAAACAAUCACAUUGUUCAAACUAAGGAUAUAAGACAAAAUAAAGGCCCAGGAAUAGUGAAGAAAAAAAGCUAUACCAGCAAUAAGGCAGAUAGCCUAGCUAAUCCUAGUAACAGAAGAAAAAGAAGCAUCGGAAGCAAUCGCAACAGUCGCCCCAUCCGCAGGAACAAAGGAUGUAGAUAUGUGCACACAAGAAGUAGAGUGAAAAGAAAAAACAUCAAGCAACCGAGUUCUAAACGAAUUGCUAAUGGUCAACGGGAAGUGAUAAAAAAUAAUCCAAAAAAAUGUGAGAAGAAAAAGGAAACAAAGUUAAAAAUAAAACGUGGCAUUAUAAGCAAAAGUAGAAAAGUAAUAAAUACAAAAAAAGAAAAAAAUACACAAAUUUAUUCCAAAAAUAAACAUUUAGAUAAACUAAAUGAAAAGAAAAAUGAACAAAACAAAUUCGUCUCGAACACGAAAUUAUCAGAGAAUAUUGAACUCGGGUGCAAACCAACAUCUUCAGUAAAGAGAGAAGUACCGAAAAGUAUAGUUUCAUGUGUUUCAACUCCAAAUAAGAAUUUGUGCAACACUCAUGAAACUCAAGACCUUUUGAUUAACAAUUACACAGAACAUAAUGCGUCAAAACUGAAUAUUAAUAAUCCCAAUAAUAUAAGAAUUAAUGCCUGCAAAAAUUGUAAAGAGAAAAAUACAUCCCACGAAAAUCCUUUAGCAAAAGAAAUAAUAAAAAAAAACAGAAAGCAUCCCAAUUCCGUACCAAAAUAUCUAUGGUCAUCUGUUGGAGUCACAAAAAAUAAUGAAGAUGUUUUAGGAGUAGCUAUGCAAAUGAUUGACGGGUGCACACUAACAUAUAUUAUACAAAAAUUAAAAGGAACAGAAAAUAUAAAAUACUGUUUGUUUUUAUUAGACAUUUGUAAAAAAUUAGUUAAGCAGUUAAUGAUUAUAAGUGAAUCAAUUGAUAAUCCUAUAAUUAAUUGGGAUACAAAACCAGGUAAUAUUAUGAUAGAAUAUGAAACUGGAAAUUCAAAAAUAUUAUGUAAAAAGGUUACUAUUAUAGAUGUGGGAGACGCAUUACCUGGUAGAUAUUUCUUUUUUCCAACAAACCCAUCUUAUUAUGAAAAAAUUAAAAUUAAUAACAUUCAAAAAAAUUUUAACAGUUUCUUAUAUUAUGUAAUAUGUACCAAGGGAUAUUGUUCCCCUGAAUGUGCACUCUUAGUUUUCUUACUAUCAUCACUAAAUAAGUCAGAUCAAUUCAGAAAAACUUGGUAUGGAUCUGAUUCGAACAUUUUUCACAUUAACAAAACAAAACAUUUAAGAAUAAAGUACAGAUGGAGAAAAUUAUUAGACUUGCGUUUUAUUCAACCUAUCGUGAAAAAAAAAGACUAUAUGAUUAAUCCCAACAUAAUUACCCCACCUUACCGAAAAUGCCCAUGUACAGCUGGUGAAGAAGCUGAUGCUAAAUAUAUGGAAACCAGAAACAGAGAAAAUGCAAACUCCAAUGGUAGUAGCAAUAGUUGUGCCAUCCUUAGUAGUAGUGGUGGAAGCAAUGAUAGCAGUGGAAAUGGUGCAAUCUGUAAAAAUUGUGAAAAUAGUAGAAAUGGUGAGAACAGUAGAAAUGAUGAGAACGGUAGAAAUUGUGAGAACAGUAGAAAUUGUGAGAACAGCAGAAACAGUUUUCAUGGAAGAAGUAACGGCUUUGGAAAUACUCGCGACAUUAAAAGUGGUAAUAACAAAACGACAGAGUUUGGAAGAAACGAUAUAGAUCCAUGUCCAAUCUGUACGAAUUUGUGCACGCACCAAUGGGGGAAUUCCAGUGUGGAUGCUUGUCCCAGACAUCAUAAUAUAAUCGGUAGGAGCAUAAAUGGAGCCAUUCGAAAUAGCAAGAAUGGCAGUUCGCACAAUAGAAGUUCUCAUAACCACAAUUCCUACAACAGCACAAAAUUGUUUCAGAAAGAUCACCAUAAUGAAAUAAAUUCUAGUAAAUGCAAUAACCCCAAUAGCAACAGCCAUGGAAAUAACAAAAACAGAAGUAAUGAUAUCAUCCUUGGAAUUCAAAACAACAACUGCAUCAGCAGCAAUAAUAAUAGUAGCAGUUAUGUCACUAGGAAGAAUGUAAUUAUUUUACCAGAAAUAAACAGGAAAAGUGACCAAUUCGAACCAAGUGGAACAGACAUGAAUGCCAGUUCGACACUGGAAAAACAUGGAAGCGUAGAAAGCGAUCGGUCAAAUAAUCAAGAGGAUGAUAUACUAAAAGGUUAUUACCUGAUGAAGGUAUGCAUACAUGAUAUUAAGGAUGAUGGAAAGAGAGAACAUUACUCAGAUAACGAAGAAAUAAAAGAAUAUAUAUUUAAAAAAAAUGAAGAAACAAAAGAUACAGAAACCAAAUUAAAUGAUUCUGAAAAAAUAAAAAAGAAAAAAAAAGAAAAUGAAUUUCUUAAAAUGCAAAACAUAGACACAUGGGUUGUUAAGUUCACCACCAAAACCACUAUUUUCAGCGUAGGUUUAGUAUUAUGUCAAUUAUUCGGUGGACACAAUCUAUUAAACGUUGUUAAUAAAAAUGAAGUAAAGGUAGUUGAUGUAUUAUGUGAAUGGAAUUGUAAAAAUACUACGAACAUAUAUUCAGGAGAAAAAAAUGUAACCAUUAAUGAUUUAUUGCCAAAUAGAGGAUUAUUUGCUAAUGUUUUAUGGAGAAGUAAAAUUAAAAAAAUCAUAAAAAAAUGUUUGCAAUUUGUUCCAUCCAGAAGAUGCUCAUUUAAAGAAUUAUACGAGGACGUAAAAAUUCUGAAAAAGGAAUUUGAAGCCUAUUAUAAUUUGAAUGACGAAUAA
Molecule: messenger RNA, 10281 nt
Organism: Plasmodium gonderi
Lineage: Eukaryota; Apicomplexa; Aconoidasida; Haemosporida; Plasmodiidae
Exons: 1
Coding region: 1-10281 (3426 amino acids)
Source: RefSeq, a predicted model, not a curated record